AAAAUGCAAACUAAUCAUCAAUGGCUUUUACUGGUUAGAUCAUCCAUAUUUGAUUUAACACUAAUCGAAAUCCGGAUGUGUGUAUCCGAAUGAUGGAUUUUUGCAAAGGAUGUAGUCUGUAGAUGGACACAAACAUAAUUGUGGAACGGUUGUAAGCUGAUAGCAGAUUGAAGCAACAAAUAAUUUCUCAGAAUGAUGGACAAAAUUACAACCUCUGGUGUGAACUUGAAUAAUGAACUUGUUAUUGACAAAAUCAUUGAGCAACUGCUUACAGUCAAAGACAUUCCUGGAAAACAGGUUCAACUUCCAGAGACUCAAAUCCGACAGCUGUGUUUGCUGUCAAGGCAGAUUUUUCUGGAUCAGCCAAACUUGCUAGAGUUAGAGUGUCCUAUCAAUAUAUGUGGAGACAUACACGGACAGUUUGAUGACUUGCUGAAGACUUUUGAAAUGAACGGUUACCCUCCAGAGAAGAAUUAUCUAUUCCUUGGUGACUAUGUGGAUAGAGGAAAAAGGUCCUUGGAGUCCAUCUGUUUACUGCUGGCAUAUAAAGUGAAAUAUCCCGACAACUUUUUCCUACUGCGUGGCAACCAUGAGAGUGCUUCAAUCAAUAGAAUAUAUGGUUUUUAUGAUGAAUGCAAACGAAGAUACAACAUUAAAUUGUGGAAGACCUUCACAGACUGUUUCAACUGUUUGCCAAUAGCUGCCAUGAUUGAAGAUACCAUUCUGGGCAUGCAUGGUGGGCUGUCGCCUCACCUUUCCAGCUUGGAUCAGCUUCGAGAGAUGGAGAGGCCUCUGGAUGUGCCAGAUUCAGGACUUGUCUGUGAUUUGCUGUGGGCAGAUCCUGAUGAGGACAUUACUGGGUGGGGUGAGAAUGACCGUGGCGUGUCGUUCACAUUUGGCGGAGAUGUAGUGAAGGAGUUCUGCAAAACGCACAAUCUUAGUCUCAUAGUGCGAGCACAUCAGGUAGUUGAGGAUGGCUAUCAGUUCUUCCAGAAGAGACAGUUGGUGACAUUGUUUGGAGCCCCAAAUUACUGCGGCGAAUUUGACAAUGCAGCAGCAACCAUGAUUGUCAGCGGUGAUCUCACAUGCUCCUUUACAAUAUUGAAGCCAGUUUUGAAGAAACUGAUAGUGGAUGAUCAGAAGAAUAAGAAGAAAAAAUAAGAAUGUCAGAUCAUAGAAGUAAUGCCAUGUAGAAUAUACUUAUAGUUCAAUUUUCUUUUUACUGAAGGGUUAUAAUAUUAAAUAUACAAUUGUAUGAUUUACCUGAUUGUUCAAUUGUUGAAGCAACACUUAAAAUAACCUUGUUUCAAAGAAGCAAAUAUGAUGAAAUGCUUCUAAAUUCGUAGUCAACAUCACUAUUUCAUGGAUAUACUUUUGUUUUACAACUAAACACAAAGUUUGACUAAAGACUUACUAAAGUUUUGAUUUAAAAACUUAAGGUUCCUCAUAUGUGUUAGUCACUGGAAUCAUCAGUAUGUUCAACACAGAAGUUCAAGACGUAUGAAUGGACUGCCAUGUGCAAUUCAUAAUGAAUCCCUCUCUGUUGUGGCAUUAAGACACUUUCCAUUUUUAAUAAAUCUCACAAACAUAUGGUAUAAUGAGAGUUAAAUAUAUUAACAACAGACAUUGAAUCUUUAUUGGAUCCAUUUUGAUUAUUUAAUUUACAGUUAAAUGACAUUUAUUUGAAGAUGAUUAUAAAGAAAGGAUUUAGAGUUGCUAUGAUUUUUUUGUCAGAAUUAUCACCCUUUGUCUGUUUUUUUUUUCAACAAACAAAGAUAAUCUCUUAAAACUUGAGUUUUCUACUCUUCUUUAAUUACUGGGUGGAUCUGGCUCUGACUUUCACAGUUGAAUGACCUUAAUGUGAAUAUUGUUAUAAAGAAAGGAAUUUGGCUGUGACAAGAUUUGACAGAAUUAUGGUCGUCUGUUGUUCCAUUAAAGAAUAAUUUGUCCCAAAAUGUGUUGUUGACUCCUUUCUAACUUUUGGGUGAAUCUUGGUCAAACUUCACAGUUGAAUGAAUUUCAUAUGUUAAUUAUAAUUAAGAAUUUAAUUUGCUGGCAUUAGGUUUGGUCAAGUCAUGACCAUUUGUCUUUUUCCAUUUUGAAAUUUAUUGUUCUGAAACUUGUGUUUUCAUCUCCUCUGUAACUAAUCGUUGGAUCGUGCUUAAACUGUCACAGUUGAAUGACCUUAAUGUGUUAAAGAAAAGAAUUUUGGCUGCGACAUGUUUGGCAGAAUUAUGGUGGAUUGUCUGUUUUUCCACUGUAAAGCAUAUAGUUCCAAAAAUGUGUUUAACUCUUUUAACUACUUUGCGGAUUUCGCUAAAACUUUUCCAGCUGAAUGUGGAGAUGACGGAAAUUUGACAGUGACCAGCUUGGCCCUAUGUCAUUUUCAAGAGAAGAUAGUGAAAUUGUCUGUGUCCAAACAGGCAUUGUUGGGGCAUCAAUGCCUCUAACACAUUUCUAGUGUAAUUCCUUUGAUAUUUAUCACUAAGGGUUUUACCAACUUAAAGCAAUAUAUUAUUUGGAAUCUUUGAAACUCUGCUUUUCUAUUACUGUGUUUUGUACUGUGUUAGUAUAAUCUCGAUUCUAUAGUGUCAGUUCCAUGCUGUUUUCUAGUUACUGUUGUUUUGUUAAUUUACAUGUAAUUCAUUUGUAAGAUCGGGUAUAUUUACAGGUACAUGUUGUAUUUUACCCACAUCAUAUGAAAAUGGGUCUUAUGCCAAAUGCUUCCAGCUAAGCUCCAGCCCAGCCUUGACUCAGCGUAGUUUGGUCAAGAGUUACCCUUACCGCAAAUGAAACCACAAAACCUUGUGUGACUAUCACAGACAGCAUAUGCUAUAAAGUAGGCUAUAGCGUUAUUGCACAUGCUAUUCUGGAGGUAUGCUGUCUGUACAUGGCUUGAGACCUUUUUUCGCAUAAUGCAGCUCAUUUGAAGUUGGAUAAAGAAUGAUUAUUUAGAGCAUGUUAAGGAUUAUUUACCUGAAUAGGUGCGAUUUGUUUUAAGCUAUUGGACAUAAUAAUCAAUACAAAUAUUUAUGUACCCAGUAUGUGAUGACAUGUUUUAUAUGAAGUAAGAUUUUUUUCCCAGAUCUAUGAAAUAUGCUUUACAUCUGAGAGAUUAUCUUUUUUUUUUUAAAGUCAUCCAUCAAUAAGAAAAUUUAAACAUAAUACAUAUGUAUUAAACAGAAUAUGAAUGUUUUAUUUCAAUUAUUUAUAUUGUGUAACAAUCUGAUAUGAGUUUGCAUUUGGAGAUUUUAUCAAAGUUAAAAAAAUCAGGAUGUGUUUCAGGUACUCACUUGCAUAAAGUUUUACAAAUCAACAUGUAACAUAUGACAUGUAUGUGAGAUUAAUUGUAUUUUGACAUUUAGCUUUACAUGUAAAUGAUUUGUUCAUUGUUUCCAGUUUCUGUUAUGCUUUUUAGAUUGUAUUUGUGCUGAGAUUUCUAUAGCUUUUAUCUUUUAUAUGGAGACAGAAUAAAAUUGUCAUAUGGUGGAGCUGUUGUAUAAUAUUGACAUAGAGAUGUUUGCUGUGUCCGAUAUGUUAUCAGUUAUGCUAUCCUUUGUACAAUUUUCUUGUUAGUUUAUUAAGUUAACUAAAAAUAUUAUUAAAUAUAAAAUUCCU
Dreissena polymorpha is the source of this 3618-nucleotide messenger RNA. RefSeq lists its product as uncharacterized. Gene Ontology annotation, cellular component: nucleus; cytoplasm. Bases 193 to 1161 code for a protein of 322 amino acids. The transcript is spliced from 11 exons. The record is from RefSeq and is a predicted model, not a curated record. NCBI's taxonomy places the organism in Eukaryota, Metazoa, Mollusca, Bivalvia, Myida, Dreissenidae. Gene Ontology annotation, molecular function: protein serine/threonine phosphatase activity.